Messenger RNA from Drosophila eugracilis, 724 nucleotides. RefSeq names its product protein tesmin/TSO1-like CXC 2. Bases 1 to 723 code for a protein of 240 amino acids. Gene Ontology annotation, biological process: regulation of DNA-templated transcription. Lineage: Eukaryota; Metazoa; Arthropoda; Insecta; Diptera; Drosophilidae. Gene Ontology annotation, cellular component: nucleus. The record is from RefSeq and is a predicted model, not a curated record. The transcript has 2 exons.
AUGACGACUCCGAAAACCAGAACUGUGGAAAAGUCCGAGGGAAAGAGAACCAGGGGUCAAGGUCAAAGCGGAAUAAAAGGAUGCUGUUGCAAGCGAUCGCAAUGUAUAAAAAAUUAUUGCGAUUGCUACCAAUCCAUGGCGAUUUGCACCAAACUCUGUCGCUGCAUUGGUUGCAGGAAUACGGAGGUUCGCAAGCUUGUUGACUCCAACUUUGGUGGAAAGAACUCCACUGCAGCGAAAAGACAAAAGGCGGCUGCGAUGAGCGCAAAGGCGGCUGCUGCUGCCGCCAAGGAGGGCAUCCAAGUGCCGAUGAAGGUACUGCAAGCUGGCGUACCGGUCGUUGGAUUUCCCGAAAAACUCCAAGCCGUACCCCUGCCCUUUGUCUUACCAGCUAGCCAACAGCCGACAGUUGUUCCCAUUAAAAUUGUUGUUCCUCCACCCAUAGCGAUUAGCUCCGCCGAGGUCAAGGUAAUAAAGGCUUCCGUAGAACCGAUUACCGAGACUCCUAGCAUUCCAGUGAAGCUGGAUAAUCGCAGGGAACGAAACCUUUUUGUCCAGCCAGUCAACUGUGCUCUGUUGGACUGCAUGAUCAUCCAGGCUAUGGAGGCCGAGGAAUUGGGAUUGAUGGAAAUCCAAGUAUGUCAACUUGUUCUCGUGGAAUUCAUGCGCGGCUAUAAGGAAAUCUUGGAGAAAAUCUGUGAAUAUAAUAAAGAUUUUUAUUGAA